AUGAUUCCGGACGGCGCGGUGGUCCUCGAUCUGGAUGAAUGUCCAGCAUUGGGUCAUCAAUCGGCCGAAGGCAUGACGCUGGUCAAUCACGAGCCGGUGUCUGAGCAGACGGCCGGCCGCAGCACGUUCCCGCCUACGAGCCCUGCCCCAGAACACACUUCCGCCGGUGGUCUAGGAAGUGACAUCUGCGGUGUCGCAGAGACCGAGGCAGGCGACGGCGAAAAUGGGUCUCUUGGACAGAGAACCAAGCAAACGAUUCGAGAGACCUUGCAGAGUGCGCGUAAAAGUGUGGCCCAGAUUCUGAAAGCGCGGCAGCUUGCGGCGAGGGAAGCGCAGGCGGGUCAAACGCACGUCGCGGCCAACGAGCAGCAGAGCGAAGCGGCUGGGUUGCUGUUCUCGACGCCCCGGUCGCGCUCGCGUGACAGCCGCUUGUCUUGCCAACGUGAAGUCUGCAACGACCAAUUUGGUCCGUGUUCAGAACCAAAAAGGGAUGUGACUACGGGCACGCUGCUGGUUGCUGGAUCUUAUGCUUCGGGGGAGGGGACGCGUAGUAACAGAGAUAACAACGGAUUCUUCAACAAUGCUUCCUCAUCAUUAUUAGAAGAACCGAAUAACCCAACAUAUCCAGAUGCUGCGGAACAGGCUGGACCUCAAGAUUUGGAAGAUGGAAAGAAUCAUGUUAAGGACGACGGCAGCUGCUUGUAUGACUCAGAUGAAGGGCUUUUUGUGCCAUACGACGACAACAGAUCGCCGGGCAAAGAUAUCGAAGAUGGAGACGUCGAUGCAGAAGGAGACGCAGUCGCAAUGGAGAUACGGGAAGACGAUGAGUUUUCUGCUCUGGAGACACGAUAUAAGGAUGUCCUUCGCCAGAUCAACGAGAAGAAAGCAGUCAGCGAGCUUUCAAGCCUGGAAGAAGUCGAGUUCCUUCGCCUUGAAAAAGAAUACCUCACCGCCGCGUGGAGACGCCAGAACUAUCACAAAAGUAGUGACAGGCAAGAGUCUGAGGAGAUGAGCGCGUCGCCUAACUUCAAUGUCACGGUUGAAGACGUCGACGACAGCAGCGAUGAGUUUUUCAAUGCUCUUGGAGGAUACCGGGAGAUGGAGCCUACAAAAGUGAUUGAUUCUGGAGAUUACGAGCAUACGCAGGAUAGUUUUGAUCAGGAGGCAUCAAAGACGACAGAAAAACGAGGAGAGGCAAUCGAGGAGCCUGGAGUACAUCGUCUGAGAAAGCGAAAGAGAGGCACAGGUGCCGCGCCACCUCGUAAGAGGCAUUCAGAAGGAGACAAGUCACAAGAAAAGGACAAAGAAAAGGCGGAAAAGGAUUGCGUUGAGAAGAACUGUACAAAAGAGAAAAAGAAAGGAAAACGGUCGAGGACCAAGGCUGUUCCAAGAGUCAGCAACCCGUUGCUCAAUAUCGGCAGUCUCCUGACGAGCAAUAUCAUUCACGACGCGCGCGGAAACGAGAAUUUGGGCACGCUGCCGGUGUUGAGCACCACUAACCGCAGCCUGGCUCUUAAGCGGCUCGUUGCGUCACUGCCGCCGGAGCAUCGGGCGGCGGCGCGAAUCGACAAGCGCGCCUUGCUCGACGCCAUGCGGGACUUCUCGACCUGUCGCUCGAUCAAGAUCGUUCCGGGCGAGGACGGCGGGUAUCUGCUCAAGGGCAUGGUGACUCCGUUGAAACCUCAUCAGCUCACUGGCGCAGCGUUCAUGCGGAGGCGGGAGAAGGAUACAAUUGAGCCCCGAGGAGGCAUAUGUGGUGACCAGAUGGGACUUGGAAAGACCGUGACGAUGAUCGCCAACAUUCUUGAUGGCAUGCCGUCCAAAGGCGAGGAGGGCCCAAAGACCACGCUCAUCGUUGCCACUAACGCGCUCGUACAUCAGUGGUACUCAGAGAUCGAGAAGCAUACGAAACCGAUGAGGAAUGGGAAGCAUCCGCUCAAAGUCUUGAUCUAUACGCACAAAACAAGUCUGGUCAGCAACAGCGCGACGGACUGCCUGUUGACCUUUGAUGCCGUGUUGACGACGUACAGCGAGGUUCGAAAGUCGUACCCAAAGUCGAAAAUCCCCGUUGAGCUUCAAACGGCCGAGGAAAAAAAGGCCUGGUGGAACACCUACUACGAAGCCAACCGGGGCCUCUUGCAUCGUGUCAAGUUCCUUCGCGUGGUACUUGACGAGGCGCAGCAUAUCAAAAACCACAAGAGCCACACGUUCAUCGCAUCUUUCGGGCUGGAGGCCGAGUUUCGGUGGGCUCUUAGUGGGACGCCUAUUCAGAACUCCGCGCAAGAGCUGUAUCCUUAUUUCAAGUUUCUGAGGGUGGAGCAGACGGGCUCGCACAAGAUUUUCUGUCACAACUACAUCGGCACGUCAUCGACGCCCAGCGAGUUGGGUCUCUUGCGUCUCAACCAGAUUCUCAAUCGCAUCAUGAUUCGCCGCACGCACAGGGACAAGGUCCUUGGAAAGCCCAUUGUCACGCUGCCAAAGGCGACGGAGCAGAUACGGUGGGUCAAGUUCAAUGCGCUCGAGCGCACCAUCUACGAGCUCGUGCGAAGCCGCAUGAUCAAGCACGUCAACCAGCUGUCACGCUCGAGGAAGCUCGAAGCUCACUAUAGGAACGUGCUGACGAUGCUGCUGCGUCUCCGCCAACUCACGGACCAUGUUCUACUCGUGGAAACCGUCAUGAGAGACCUGGUUGAGCGCGAGGAUUACGAAAAGAUUUAUGACCUUGCUCUCAUUGAAGGUUCGCAGCCUAAAGACUGUCUUCGCAUCAGGCACAUCAGGCGUAUCCGCGCUAUGAUGGCAAAGGGAGCCAAAGAAUACGAGAAUUGCUCAAAUCGCAACAGUUUUCCCGGCGUAGGUGGCAUGAACAAGCCCUACGGAAAGUCUAUCUUGGAACCACACGAGGCCAAGAAGGAUUCUGACGACGGCUAUGAAGACGACGACGAUCUAGAGCUACUCUCCGAUUACGAAGGCGUUGGAGGCAGUCACGGCCUUCAAUUUAAUUUUUUGAAGUACCUGAAGACCUUGCGCAAGGAUGAAGAUCUUCACAAACUCAACGGUCGCGCGAUUUGUGCGUACUGCGGCGGCCGACCCGAGGAUCCUCACGUCACAUCGUGCUACCACAUAUACUGCAGCGCCUGCCUUGAGUUAAUGAUGACAGAAGAUGCCGAAGUCGGGCUUGACGGUCCACGAUGUAGAGAAUGCGGAGCUGUGUUCACUGGCACGUCGCCUUGCGACAGCAUGGACUUUGACAGGUUGGAUCGUGCUCCAAGAAAUCAUCUCCCGCCACCGGCGAGGCGGUCCGAGAAGGAAGGAGACGGCGAAGAUGUGUUGGCCAGCGAAAAGGAAGAGAAGGGCCAUGGGAAGAGGCAUGAUUGGAUCGAUCAGGAAGGCGACGACAUUCUUCCGAGCGCGAAGACUGUAGAGAUCAAGGCCCAGAUUCUGAACUGGAUAGCGGAGAACCCGAAGGUCAAAAUCGUUGUGUUCACGCAAUUUCUUAACAUGAUUCGCAUCUUGGAGAAGGUGUGCCGUGCCGAAGGGUGGGGGUACACAUCGUAUCAUGGCAGUAUCCCUCAGGAUCUUCGCCAACACAAUAUCGAACGGUUUCGGGACGAGCCUCAAGUUAUGGUGCUGCUCAUGUCUUUGAAGACUGGUGGCGUUGGGCUCAAUCUCACCAUGGCACAGAAGGUCAUCAUAGUCGAUCCGUGGUGGAACUCAAGCGUGGAGCAGCAAGCUUUUUGCCGCGUCUUUCGCAUCGGCCAAGACCAGCAGACGUCGCUCACGCGCCUAGCUGUCGAGCACACUGUUGACCAGAACAUCAUAGAGAUGCAGCAACGAAAGCAGGAGGAGAUCGAUCUAGUGAUAGAUGGAAAGCCAAACAGAAGACUCAACAUCAAGGAAUUGCUUGAGUUAUUUGGCGAUGACGUUGGUGAGGAUGAAGAUGGCCAACCUUUCAUCAUGGUGAAGGACCAGCAGACUAGGCCAAACCCCUGGGCGGACGAUGAAGGCUUUCAAGAUGAAGAGUGACUGGAUUUUGGGUUGUCAACGACAAGAGAUGCUUUAACUGCCAACACCUUUUGAACUUGCAGGGAACGGCUUCUGCCUGCCGGAGAAACCAAGCGGCUUCAUACAGUAUGUGACUUAUCUAAAGUGCUAAAUUGGACAUGAUUCUGAUGACAUAUCGGGGGAUUAGAAAUGGGCCACAGUCGAGACUCGAGUACCACAGCGGGAUCCGCGAUCUUCAGUAGAAAAGACAGAAUGGAAAUAUUCCGCUGAAAUAUGCCGUCCAAUGUGA
Verruconis gallopava is the source of this 4291-nucleotide messenger RNA. RefSeq lists its product as uncharacterized. Lineage: Eukaryota; Fungi; Ascomycota; Dothideomycetes; Venturiales; Sympoventuriaceae. The record is from RefSeq and is a predicted model, not a curated record. Bases 1 to 4023 code for a protein of 1340 amino acids. Gene Ontology annotation, molecular function: ATP-dependent chromatin remodeler activity; ATP binding. The transcript has 4 exons.